This is a messenger RNA of Coccomyxa subellipsoidea C-169, 2676 nucleotides long. RefSeq names its product putative leucyl tRNA synthetase. Gene Ontology annotation, cellular component: cytosol. Gene Ontology annotation, molecular function: aminoacyl-tRNA deacylase activity; leucine-tRNA ligase activity; ATP binding. Gene Ontology annotation, biological process: leucyl-tRNA aminoacylation. The record is from RefSeq and is a predicted model, not a curated record. Lineage: Eukaryota; Viridiplantae; Chlorophyta; Trebouxiophyceae; Coccomyxaceae. Bases 1 to 2676 code for a protein of 891 amino acids. The transcript is spliced from 18 exons.
AUGCUUUCAGAAUGCGGGCAGUCCCGCUUCGCACUGCUCGGGAGCCCUUCAAUGUGGCGGGCUUCCGCACCUCUCCUAGCACACUUCUCCAAGGACGUUGGCUUUGCUUCGUAUCCAUUCACAGAGCUGGAGGCCAAAUGGCAGGACUUCUGGCUUCGCAACAAGACCUUCAGAACUCCAGACAUCGGCGAGCUGGACACAUCGAAACCCAAGGCCUACAUUUUAGACAUGUUCCCAUAUCCCAGCGGUGCAGGACUUCACGUUGGGCACCCAGCUGGUUACACAGCGACAGACAUCCUGGCAAGGUUGAAGCGCAUGCAGGGAGCAAACGUGCUGCAUCCAAUCGGAUGGGAUGCUUUUGGUCUGCCAGCCGAGCAGUAUGCCCUCCAGACUGGGACACAUCCGCGAGUCACCACAGAGCGAAACGUCAAUCGCUUCCGGCAACAGCUGCAGUCACUGGGGUUCUCGUAUGACUGGGACAGGGAGGUGUCGACGACAGAUCCAGAGUAUUACAAAUGGACCCAAUGGAUCUUCCUGCAACUCUUCAAUAAGGGGCUGGCCUACCAGGCGGAGGUGCCUGUCAACUGGUGCCCUGCUCUUGGCACUGUGCUGGCCAAUGAGGAGGUCAUCGAUGGCAAGAGUGAGCGGGGUGACCACCCGGUUGUACGCCUGCCCAUGAAGCAGUGGAUGCUGCGGAUCACCCAGUAUGCACAGCGCCUGCUGGAUGAUUUGGAUGAGCUGGACUGGCCAGACAGCAUCAAGGACAUGCAGCGCAACUGGAUUGGGCGCUCUGAGGGCGCAACCAUCACCUUUGGCUUGCAAGUGUACACCACCCGACCAGACACCAUCUUUGGGGCCACCUACAUGGUCCUCGCGCCAGAGCACCCACUGCUGGAUAGCCUGACAACAGCAGAACAGAAGAUAGAUGUCAAUAAGUACGUGAGAAAGGCAGCCCUGAAAUCAGAUCUGGAGCGCACAGAGCUGCAGAAAGUGAAGACCGGCGUCUUCACAGGCAGUCAUGCAAUCAACCCUGCCACCGGUAAAGCUGUGCCCAUUUGGGUGGCUGACUACGUGCUGGGUAGCUAUGGCAGCGGUGCCAUAAUGGCUGUGCCAGCUCACGACACCCGGGACUAUGAGUUUGCCACGCAGUAUCAGCUCCCGGUGGUGAGGGUGGUGCAGGGGCCCAGCGGCGAGGACAAUGAGCUGCCCUUCACAGGGAAGGGAACAGCAACAAGCUCCAGCUGUGCGGCCGCGGGGCUGAGCUUGGAUGGGCAGGGGACAGCGGAAGCAGCAGCGUCGGUGGUCAGGUGGCUUGAGCAGCAGGGUAAAGGCGCCGCACAGAUUAACUUCAAGCUGCGGGACUGGCUCUUUGCGAGGCAGCGGUACUGGGGCGAGCCCUUCCCCAUCGUCUAUGCUGAGGGAUCCGAUGAGCCUGAGGGCAUCAGCGAGGAAGAUCUUCCUUUGACCCUGCCUGAGACUGACAACUUCAGGCCCAGCGGCACUCCCGAGUCACCACUGGCGAACAUCACGGAAUGGGUACACUUUGUGGAUCCGAAGACAGGCAAGCGGUACAGGCGAGAAACGUCGACAAUGCCGCAGUGGGCUGGAUCUUGCUGGUACUACCUGCGGUACUUGCAGCCAUGGAACACUGAUCGCGCCAUAGAUCCAGAGGUGGAGAAGUACUGGCUUCCAGUCGACCUGUAUGUCGGUGGUGCGGAGCAUGCUGUGCUGCACCUGUUGUAUGCCAGGUUUUGGCACAAGGUGCUGUUCGAUCUGGGUGUGGUGUCCACCAAGGAGCCCUUCCGGCGGCUAGUGAGCCAGGGCAUGAUCCUCGGAGAAGUGGAGUACACCGCGUACAAGGACGCUCAGGGGCAGUAUGUUGACGAGAAUCAUCCUGAGGCAACUGCAGUCAGGGUUGAGGAGGGGCAGGUCGACAAAAAGGGGAACGGUUUUGUGCUGCGCUCUGACCCAUCAGUGAGAGUGUCCACGCGGGCCCACAAGAUGAGCAAGAGCCGCGGGAAUGUGGUGAAUCCGGAUGAUGUGGUCACCAUGUAUGGGGCAGACAGCCUACGACUCUAUGAGAUGUUCAUGGGCCCCAUUAGGGAAACCAAGGUGUGGAGCACAAAAUCUGUUGAGGGUGUGCACAGAUUCCUUGCCCGCUCGUACAGGCUUGUGACAGGCAGCAACGUGGCGGACGUGGAGCCUACCAAGGACCAGCUCCGCUUGCUGCAUGCCACCAUCAAACGGGUGACUGAGGAGACAGAGGAGUUGCGAUUCAACACGGGGAUCUCAGCCUUGAUGGAGUUUGUGAAUAGUGCAUUCAAGUGGGAAGAAGUGCCUCGGAGUGUGCUGGAGCCCUUUGUCCUCUUGCUGGCGCCGUACGCUCCUCAUAUUGCAGAGGAGCUCUGGCAGGUGCUGGGUCAUUCAGACACCUUGACGUAUGAGCCCUGGCCCACAUACAACGAGGAGCUUCUCGUCAGCGACACUUUCAACUUGCCCGUGCAGGUGAAUGGCAAGCUGCGCGGGACUGUAGAAGUUUCCAAGCAAAUAUCUCAGGCAGAUGCAGAGGUGGCAGGGCGCAGCAUAACAUCUGUGUCAAAAUUCUUGGAGGGCAAGCCAUUGAAGAAGGUCAUUUUUGUGCCUGGACGCAUUGUCAAUUUUAUCGUGGGAAAGUAG